Messenger RNA from Nicotiana attenuata, 1431 nucleotides. Its product is annotated as 12-oxophytodienoate reductase-like protein. NCBI's taxonomy places the organism in Eukaryota, Viridiplantae, Streptophyta, Magnoliopsida, Solanales, Solanaceae. The coding region runs from base 373 to 1224 and encodes 283 amino acids. The record is from RefSeq and is a predicted model, not a curated record. The transcript is spliced from 4 exons. Gene Ontology annotation, molecular function: FMN binding; oxidoreductase activity.
AGUCUGCUAUUCUAAUUUUCUGCAGCAAACGAAAAAGAAGAUCAAUUUUGAGAGAGUUUAGAGAGAUGUGAGCUAACUCCACCCCAGUUCCUCUUCUUACCCCCUACAAAAUGGGGAGAUUCGAGCUCUCUCAUAGGUACUCUGUCUUAAUUUUUAUCUUUUUCGGUGCAUGUAUAUUAAGCUGUAUAUUGUUAUGAGUUGCAGAGUAGUGAUGCCACCAAUGACAAGGAACAGAUCAUACAAUAAUACUCCACAGCCACAUGCUAUUGAAUAUUAUGCUCAAAGAGCAACAAAGGGCGGAUUUCUCAUUUCUGAAUCAGCCAGUGCCUCUGAUAUCUCGCUAGGACUACAAUGUAUUAGUCUGAUUUAGACAUGAACUAUUUGAAGGAUAUGCCUGGAAUUUGGACAGAGGAACAAACAGAGGGUUGGAAACCCAUAGUUGACUCAGUUCAUGAAAAAGGUGGUAUCUUCUUUUGUCAAAUCUGGCAUCCUGGCCGCAUUCCUCACUCAGCCCUCGACAAUUUUAUAUUAUUUUGGCGUGCAGUACCUGACAACAAAGAGUAUAUCAUGCCGACACCUCAGCAACUGAGAGCUAAUGAAAUCCCUCACAUUAUCGAAGAUUUUAGGAUUGCAGCCCGCAAUGCUAUUAAAGCUGGAUUUGAUGGAGUCGAGAUCAACUCUUCAAACGGCUUCAUAAUCGACCAAUUCUUGAAUGACCAACUCAACGACAGGACUGAUGAAUAUGGUGGAAGCAUAGAGAACCGUUGUCGUCUUGCUCUUGAAGUUAUAGAAGCUGUUGUGAAGGAAAUUGGAGCUGAUAAAGUUGGCAUAAAACUCUCUCUCUUCUCCCAAGUGCAUGGGAAAAAGGACUCGAACCCUGAACCUUUGGCGACCUAUUUAGCUAAUGAACUCACUAAGCUCGGACUUCUAUAUCUUCACGCGGUUGAGCCAAGGGAAGAGCCGCGUUGCCUCAAAUCAAUAAGAAUGGCUUUUGAGGGGACUCUUAUUUCUUCUGGUGGCUACAACAAAACUGACGGUGAUGAAGCAAUUGCUGAAAACUAUGCAGAUUUGAUCUCAUUUGGACGUUUGUUUUUGGCGAACCCAGAUUUACCUAAGCGUUUUGAGUUUAAUGCACCACUGAACGAGCAUGAUAGGAGCACAUUUUAUAUGACUGAUCCAAUUGUGGGUUAUACUGAUUAUCCAUCUCUUGAAGUUGCUUGUUAAGUUAUUGUACGUGGUGAAAAAAAUGGAGUUUGCUUCUACCUGAUAAAGGGGGUACAUUGUUAUCUAAAUAAUUAAAGGCAAACUUACUCUGUCUGAUUUCAUCAAGAAGUUGUCUUUACUUUCUAGUUUGGUAAAAUAAGUGAUGUGGAGUGUAUGUGAAAUCACAAUGUAAUCUAUAUAAUGUUUUGUAAGAUAACCAAAGUAAUG